This is a messenger RNA of Trypanosoma theileri, 1815 nucleotides long. RefSeq lists its product as uncharacterized. The record is from RefSeq and is a predicted model, not a curated record. NCBI's taxonomy places the organism in Eukaryota, Euglenozoa, Kinetoplastea, Trypanosomatida, Trypanosomatidae. The transcript has a single exon. Bases 1 to 1815 code for a protein of 604 amino acids.
AUGGCGCGCGGGCGACGACCAGGGACAUCAUCAUCAUCUACUACUGCAGGUGUAGGGCGUGGGGGAAGGAAGACGCCUGUAGAGAACUCACAGUCUAUUUCUACACCUAUCCAACCGGCUUCUCCUGUUGCUGUCAACGAUGGGGGUUCGUUUGCAGGCGGCAGAGGAAGAGGAAAGCGUGGUAGACCUUCAUCAUCACAGUCUGCUGCACAAAAUCAACAGCAACCACAACAACAACAACAGCAGCAGCAGCAGCAGAAGAGCGGUAUAUUGACUCUGCAACGGAAUAAUCCAAUUGUGAGCUUCUGGAAGGGGUUUUGCCGUCACGAUGCACUGACGCAGGCACUAGCCAACAUUGGAACCAUGAUAGAAGCGGAGUCACCACUACUGGUUUCAUCCUCUCAACCAGAAUACCCAUUUUCAGGACUUUCCACAGAUCGGAUUCUGGUUGCAAUUCAGGCAAUUGUUGAUGCAAUUGCCUUGAUGGAGUUUUUUGAUAAUAGCGAAGAGAAUGAUUCAUUAGGAGAAAAAAAAUGUCAAGUGUGGGAGACCGUACAAAAUUUAGUUAGAAUGUCUGAAGCUGCUGUACCCAUGAAGUUUUCUGCCCUUAUCAGAACCUCUGUGGUAAAUGGCGUUAGUGAAAUGACAAGUACUACUACUUCUACUAAUAUAUCUAAUAUUCCACCUACAACCUCGUGGACAUUGCGUGACCGUUUGCGUCGUCUAAAACGUCUUUGGCAACUUCAUAAAGUGCAUACAUGUAUUUUACCUUCACUUCGCGAAUGUAAAUCAAAGAGUGAUAUUGUGACUCUUUUCUUUGGUAACACACAAGAUAAGGCUAAUACUAUCGAAUCUAUGCCAGAGAUAACCUCAUUACACAAGCAAGAACAACAGUUGAUUAAUGACUUAAUGGAAGAAGUGAAUGACAAUAAUCUAUGUAUGGAAUCAUGUGGUACUGUCUCAUUUCCACCACUACGUGUUUCUGCUGGUUCUUAUAUUAUUCACAAACGUUCUCGUUUUGAAGUUUUGGGAUAUUUGCUAAAUGUUGCAGAAUUUUUUGGACUUCCAGCUUUUCUGCGAUAUAUCCGUGUUAAUGCUGAACGGAGUCGUUCAUGUUUAGAUCACUCUCCAAUGACAUACAUGUCAUUUACAGCUAAUAACACAGAGUCUCAUCUUGAUGGGUCACCAUCGUCGUCAUUGCCACCGCUUCUCUUUCCAUCUCCAUGUGAUCUUGACCCACGCUGUUAUAGGGUUUCAGUACCUGAUCAGAUACAACUUGUACAAGGGGAGUUGAUUGAAUUAGCGAACAACUACUGUUCCUUUGGUAUUUUAGUGGGGGAAGCAGAUCAGAUUUUGCUCUUACUUCACACAAGUGCAACGUGCCAAGAAGGAAUGAAGACAGGGCGUGGUGGAGUAGCAGGGGAAGGAACAGUUGGGUCCGUAAAGUUAGAGCAGUCUAACGGUAACCCUUUACCAAAUGUAGGUAAGGAGAAACUGAAGAGUGAUCCCCUCCUUUCUUAUGCGCGACUGUUUAUUCCCACAGCGAAUAAGGGUGAUACGAAAAAGAAAAGUGUGUAUUGGUUAUGUGAUAACCGCUGGAAUUGUUCGAUGAAGUACUAUGCGUUGGUACUUGCCGUAGUGGUACCACAAAAUGAUUUGUGUGAAAAUGAGGAGGUAGAAGAGGUGGUGGAAGUGGGAGAACAGAAAGGAUGUGAAGAAGCAAAAAUAAAAAAAGGAGAAAAGUCUUCGGGAGGAUCUGUUAAUACCAUAGUUCCGUACUACGUGGCGGCUGUUUUGGAACUUUCUCGUUCUUAA